Molecule: messenger RNA, 330 nt
Organism: Lactuca saligna
Lineage: Eukaryota; Viridiplantae; Streptophyta; Magnoliopsida; Asterales; Asteraceae
Source: the annotation of a GenBank genome assembly
AUGGUUGUUGUGAUGGGUCAUGGAGGUGAUGGUGGUGACGAACCAUCACAUCCAUUCAGUGGAAAUUUUGGUGUUCACCAGAUUGAUGUUGUACCUCACAGACGAAGAGGCGUGGCGGUAAACAAGAAAAUGUGUCGGCUAUACGAAACAAAUAGUAGAUGGCCUCUAAAAAUAAUAUUUGACAGAAAUACCUUUGUGUCGAUUGGGGAUGUGUACAAAUGCUUCAUUCCGGAGGUUGGAAGUUAUAUUUGGCACGACAUAGCUUUUGAUACACCUGGAAAUAAGUUCCCGAAACCAAUCGGAAUGGCAUGUUUACGAAUCUUUCUAUAA